UCAACCAAAAAUUGAAUUUGUUUCAAUCUACUGUACAAAUGGUGAGAUACUGUCAAGGAAACGUAUUCCUUAGGUACAGUGAGAUACAAAAAAAUAAAUGGUUAGACUGUUUUUCAAACUACAAAAUGGUGAGAUUCAGAAUGGAAAUCAUUUUUGGGUUCCUUCUACCGGUCACUGACUGUCUAGGAUAUGACGUCUGGGUGUAUACGCUAAAGAACUUGAACAUGAAACUCAGUGCUCACCACUUCCUGUAGUGUCUCAUUUUAAACAGACAGUGAUGUCGGUGACUCAGCUGAAAACCAACAAACAGACACAACAGAAGAGUGACAUUUAAAGUAAGGUUCUCAUUUCUAUUAAAAACAAGGUUGAUAGGUAUUGUACUAAUAUCGCUGCAGUACACUUUUUUAUGUUUUGCUGGCUCGCCUCAGUUUUCUAAACUGAUCAAAUUUGCAUGGCCUAACCACAUGGGGAUUUAUACAUUUUUUGUCAUAGGUGCAUUUUGUGUUAGACUUCCUAUUCCCCAAUUUAUGAUUACGCUUCCCACAAACUCCACUGAUGACAUUUACAUUACAUUUACAUGACGCCCUCCCUAAGUGCGUCAUCAACGAUCAGAUGGAGCCUUCCAGCGUGCUCUACAUCCUGGUCUUUCUCACCAGCAUGGCUGCCAACCUGGUAGCUCUGUGGGUGUUCGUACACAGCUACAACGCCAUGAAGAGCAUCAAUGUCUACCUGGUCAAUCUCCUGAACGUUGACCUCCUGCUCACCCUGGCCCUGCCCUUCAAGGUGGCCAAAGACCUGGGUGUGGCGCCCUGGGGCCUCAUGGUCUUCCACUGCCAGGUGAGCGCCGUGGUAAUCUACAUCAGCAUGUAUGCGUCCAUCUUCUUCCUCACCUUCGUCAGCGUUGACUGCUACAUGCAGAUCAGCCAGAGCUCCAGACUGUUCCGUAUCCAGGAAGUGGGCUUCGCCAGGCUGAUGUCAGUGGGGGUGUGGCUACUUGUGCUCCUCAUCAUGGUUCCCAACAUGGCCCUGCCCAUCCAGGACGUCCCAGAGAGGGAGUUCCUGAGCUGCUCCAAGCUGAAGCAGAAGGUGGGACUCCCCUGGCACGGCCUCGCCGUCUUCCUCUGUACCAUCCUGUUCCUCUACGCGUCCAUGGCUGUCCUCGUCUCCAACGGUCUGGUGCUGAAGAGGCUGCUGGCGAGCAGGAAUGACCCUGAAGAGUGGCAACGUGCUCUCCGCGCCACCGUCAAUGUUGCGGCGGUGACGGCAGCGUAUGUGGCAUGCUUCGUGCCGUACCACGUGGUCCGGAUACCCUAUUUGCUAGCCCAGACCCAGGUCAUCACUCCAGACUGCCAGACCAAGAGGCACCUUUUCCUGGCCAAGGUGUCCACGUUACUGCUGGUGGUGCUGCACCUCUGCCUGGACCCUGUGCUCUACUACUACUUCUCCAAGGUAGGUCAGGGAGGUGUUCAGGAGCAGGAGGAGCAGGCGGGAUUCGAACACCAAUCCAACCCCUGACCCUGCAGCUGAAGACUUGAAGCUGCAGCCAAUAACUGCCAAGGAGUAGGAGAGAGAGAGGGGGUGACAGAGAGAAAGAAACAGAUAGACUGGGAGAGAGAGACACAGAGACUGAGAGAGAAAGAAACAGAGAGAGAAAGAGCGAAUGACCACCUUUAGAAAAAUUUGGUUUUACAAACCACUUUCCAAUAGAGUAGCCUAUAGGCCUAGACAAAAAUGUAAUGUUUUCUUCACAGUGAGGUGUUUUAUGCAGUCCUAUGAUGUUGUGACGUUAUGAUUGCAUUGUUUUACAUUUCAUUGUUGCAUGAUCACAUUGAAUAAAAGUAACAGAUGACUGUU
Messenger RNA from Coregonus clupeaformis (lake whitefish), 1854 nucleotides. RefSeq names its product probable G-protein coupled receptor 171. The record is from RefSeq and is a predicted model, not a curated record. Gene Ontology annotation, molecular function: G protein-coupled purinergic nucleotide receptor activity. Gene Ontology annotation, biological process: G protein-coupled receptor signaling pathway. Gene Ontology annotation, cellular component: membrane. Bases 556 to 1515 code for a protein of 319 amino acids. Lineage: Eukaryota; Metazoa; Chordata; Actinopteri; Salmoniformes; Salmonidae. The transcript has 2 exons.